AUGUGGUGCGGUCUGCGGUGCGCCGCGCUGCCCGGCUGUGUGGAGAUCGAGUUCGAGGCACCCGUCUGCCUCCUGCUGGGCUGCGAGGCCGGCUGGGUCGGCCACGGCGGUGUCUGCGUGCUGCUCAGCCGAGAGUCGACCACCUGGCUGCUGGCCGAGCAGCGCUGCGCCGCCCAGCGCGGCGGUGCCCACCUCUGCUCGCUGCUGAACGCCGCCGAGAACGCCUUCGUCGGCCAGCUGGUUCUGCAGGCCGAGCUUGGCAACGUCCAUAUCGGCUUCGUGCAUCGCCCCGAGCUGGCGCCGCCGGGCAAGUGGCACUUCCGCUGGAGCGACGGCAGCGCCGUUGACUUCCUCGCCUGGCACGAGCGGCAGCCGGGCGGCAACCCAACGCGCACCAAGUACGCCAGUCUGAAGUCGCCCCCCAGUACCUGGGUCGUCAACAGCAGGGCGUCGGUGGAGAACGCAUUCUGCUGCAAGUAUCGGCCGUAA
This is a messenger RNA of Pollicipes pollicipes, 489 nucleotides long. RefSeq names its product snaclec coagulation factor IX/factor X-binding protein subunit A-like. The record is from RefSeq and is a predicted model, not a curated record. The coding region runs from base 1 to 489 and encodes 162 amino acids. The transcript is spliced from 2 exons. NCBI's taxonomy places the organism in Eukaryota, Metazoa, Arthropoda, Thecostraca, Pollicipedomorpha, Pollicipedidae.